This is a messenger RNA of Hypoxylon fragiforme, 1908 nucleotides long. Its product is annotated as Leo1-like protein-domain-containing protein. The record is from RefSeq and is a predicted model, not a curated record. Bases 169 to 1443 code for a protein of 424 amino acids. Gene Ontology annotation, cellular component: nucleus; Cdc73/Paf1 complex. Gene Ontology annotation, molecular function: RNA polymerase II C-terminal domain phosphoserine binding. Gene Ontology annotation, biological process: positive regulation of transcription elongation by RNA polymerase II; transcription elongation by RNA polymerase II. The transcript has 2 exons. NCBI's taxonomy places the organism in Eukaryota, Fungi, Ascomycota, Sordariomycetes, Xylariales, Hypoxylaceae.
UUUUUUUUUUUCAAUUUCCAAUCGCAUCUUGUAAACGCGACUCUUCCUACCACACACACCUCCCAACCCCACUACAACCUUAUUACUUGAGACUCGCUCAAUUAAUCAAUUACACCAAUUUCCAACUACUCACAUCAUCCGAACACAUCAAUUCCAUCUCUUAACACAAUGUCCGACUCCGAGAGUGGCGGUGAUGAUCUCUUUGGCGACGAGGCUGACCAGGUCCAAUCUUCGGAACGAGCCCUUAGUGAUCGCGAUCUUGAAUCGGACCAAGAUGGUGGAGAGCAAGAACGUCAUCGCAGUCGUGACGAUGGUCGUGAUGAUAACAACGAUGAUGCCGACGAUCAAGAGGUCAAAGUGAAGCGCAUUAUGGAUGUUACAGUUCACCGACACAGGGUCCCAAGAACCUCUAAGGACGGUAAUGGAUUUCUGCAAUCGAUGAAAGUGCCAUCUUUCUUAAAAUUCCAGGCUGAAGAAUACAAGCCCGACACGUUUGAACCGACCGAAUGGGAUAUUCAAAACGCACGCUCCCAAGCUCGCAAGAACGUAAUUCGAUUCCAACGAGAUGCGGACACUGGCGAGCUUAAAAGCAACGCUGUGGUCUACAAAUGGAGCGAUGGAUCCAUGACGGUAUCAGUCGGAAGUGAACACUACGAGAUACAAAAGAAGAGCAUGGCCCCAGCAGCCGAUAAGCCACACUACGAUGAAAGAAGCGAUGCUCAUUAUUACGUUGCAGCACCCCACUUUGCCAACGAGUUAUUUUUGACCGUAGGCCAUAUCUCUGAGCAAUACUCGGUCAAGCUGCCUUCGAACCUAAAGGACGAGGCUAUCAUCAAAUUCAACCGUGCCAUGGAGGAGGCCGCACGCGCUAGAAGACAAGGAGCAGACAACAUUAUAACCACUACCAAGGACCCAGAGCUUCAAAAGAGAGAAGCCGAAGCGGCCGAGAAGGAACGCAUGAAAGCCCAACGAAAACGAGAUAAUGCGGCUGCUCGUGUUGAUGGGCGUGUCGGGGGUAGUAACUACAGGAGUGGCGGACUAUCGAUUGGGGAUUUGGAGGGUGGACGAAGGGCUGGCGGUUCUCGUAAGAGAGGUGCGCCGGGUUCGUCCAAGGGCAAGCGACGUAAGCCCGAGUACGAUUCGGAUGAUGAUUUUGCAUCAGGUGGCAACCGUCAAAACGAGUACGACCGCGAAGACGACUUCAUUGCUCCUAGUGAUGACGAGGAUGGAGCAAGCGGAGGUGACGAUGACGAUGAUGAAGAUCUCUUGGAUGACGAAGAGGAGCCAGCUCCUCGCAGGAAGCGACAGAAGACAGCUGACGCAGAGGACGCCGACGCAGACGCCGAUGCAGAUCUGGAUGAUGUGGAUAUGCCAGCCCCAGCUGCGGAGUCUUCUCACAGACGAAGACGCCACAUUAUCGACGAGGACGAAGAUGACGAAUAAAGGAAGCUUCUAAGGCUAGAAGCACAGAUAAUGGAUAUUCCACUGCUGGAACGGGCAUCGAGAGUUUCUCGAUCUGCUUACGCUAUAUUAUUACUUAGGUACCCGACGCUAGUAGAUACAUAGGGAUCCUAGGCUACCUAGGUCCUAGGUAGUAUUCUAGCCUAUUUCUAGGUAUUAUUGCAACCACAGCUACAUACCAACACGGCGCGGGGCACUACUGUUACCUACUGCAUAUACUAAUGUAUGCAGUAUGUAGGUACAUGCACAGUAGUACAUACCUAUUAGUAGUAUACCUACUACCUAGUACCUAGUAGUUACGGGUACUUGAGUUUGCAUAUAUGGAUGUAACAUUAAUGCACACAUUGGAUGUGCACUUAUAAACUUAGGAACACCAUCAAACGAUAGCUCCUAUAGCUAGCUGUUUCUUAUUCAAUCUCCAAGUGAAAUUAUAAACAUUGAACUGAA